GGCUGCAAUUAUUUUACCUUCAUAUGGUGAAGAGUUGGAGCAAGCUAGUGCGGUCUUUCCAAAUCAGCAAAGACGGUAUGAUCCCUAUUCCAACACUUACAAACCGGGAUGGUGAGAUCAUCCAAAUUUCAGCUAUGCCAACAAGCAAGGUGCAGUCCAACAACCUACUUUCAACCGUCCGAGUGGAUUUCCACCGCAACAACAACAAUUUCAACAACCACAACCACAACAAUCAAUGUAAAAUCAAGGUUCCAAUGUCGACGCAAAGCUUCAAACAAUGAUGCAAGGAACUUCUAUCAUGUUUAGUGAAAGUCGGCAGGAAACUAAGAGUGCUAUCAAGGAGUUGCAGACACAAAUGAGCUCCAUGACUAUUGAAUUAAACAAAUUGAAGGCACAAAGUAGUGGGAAACUCCCUUCUCAAUCUCUUAACCCAAGAGAGAAUGUUAGUGCUAUUACAUUGAGAAGCGGUACACAACUUGUGCAAACUGAAAUUGUUGAUGUGGGUGAUACGGAGGCCCAAAAGGAACCUGUUUUGGAGGAAAAGAAUGAUGAUUUUCCCCAAACUUCUGAGGUUUGCUAACUCUAAGAAGGCGGAACUAGAAAAGGAGAUUUUAGACAUCUUUAAGAAGCUUCAUGUAAACAUUCCACUCAUUGAUGUUAUCAAGCAAUUUCCCAAGUAUGCGAAGGUUUUGAAGAAAUUGUGUACCAAAAAGAAAAAGCUAACCAGUAGUGAGGUUAUGAGUGUGGGGGAAAACGCUUCGGCAAUCUUGCAAAAGAAACUCCCACCCAAAUGCAAGGAUCCAGGUAGUUUCACUAUACCCGUAGAGAUUGGUAAUAAAAGAAUUGGAAAGGCUAUGCUUGACUUAAGAGCAUCCGUGAAUAUCAUGUCGACAUCUAUUUAUGAGUCUUUAAAGUUGGGUCCAUUAAAACCAACUAAUAUUGUGCUUGAACUUGCGGAUCGUACUAAUGUCUACCCUAGGGGUAUUAUUGAGGAUUUUCUUGUGCAGGUGAACCAACUAGUUUUUCCAGCUGAUUUUUGUGUUCUAGAAAUGGAUGAUGGCUCGGAUGCAUCCAUACCCCUGCUGCUUGGGAGACCUUUCAUGAAGACGGCUAAAACCGUCAUUGAUGUGGACGAGGGAAUACUGAUAGACACAUUUUUGUGUCUAAUUUGAUCUCAAUACUAUAUAUUGUUGGCACUCGAUUUUGUACUAAUUUUGGUAUUUCAUGUGUUUGUAGGCAUUUUUGGGAAAUAAACAUUCUUGGAAAAAUCGGCUCGAAAAGUUGCUCGGGGCACCCCAGAGGACAUUUGCUAUUUGGACUCUCGGAUUGGAUAAGGGGCACUCACUUACUAAGGGGCACACUAGCCGCUAUUUGCACCCAAAGACACCCCAGUUGCUAAAGGGACCCCUAGUCUGGUUAUAGGGGCACCCUUCUUCUUCACGUUUAAAGAAUUUUUUGGCGGGAAAAUGAAUUAUCAACGGCGGAAUUUUUUGGGAGAGAAUUGGAUGUGUUCUUCGCAUUUUUCUCGGAGAUUUUAAUUGAGUUGACCCUGUUUCACCUAAACAGGGAUUGUAUGGAGUCUUGUUUCGAAAAAAUAGCAAAGUCCACGUAGUUUUGAUAAUUCAAGGAAACUGCAUUCAAGGGGGAGAUUAUCACGGAUAUUUGGAUGAUUCGGGAGAAGAUUUUCUUCUUCAGUCAACAUGUUUGAUCUGUGAAGCCAAUAUAAUCAAUAAAGCCAUCUCAGUACACUCGGGUGAGAAGAAAAGGGAAGUUACGUGGAGUUGAAGAACAGGGCACGUACAUGGGUUAUUCUCGAGAUUUUCAGAGUUAUUUUUGGAGAUUCUGCGUGUGGAUGGAGGGACUUGAAGUCGUGUUGAUUGUUUACUGAGUAUGUUGGAGUAUUUCAAAACCAUGUAGAUGCGUGAUGGAGCUAAAGAAGGAAGAUUAUUCUCAUAACAGACCGGGGAAAAUAAACACAAUUAUUACGGGAUUAUUCGCAUUCAGUGAGGAAUAUCUCGGUGUUGUUGGGUAUAAAUAAGUCAGCAGGGUUGAAGAGAAGGGGGUGGAGAGUUGGGGGAGAGGAAUAGAGCACCACAUAGUCGAAAAAUCAAGCUGCAGAAACCUCCAUUGAUGCUGCUACACGAAGAACAUUGACCCACAGGCACUGUCGUUCAUGCUACAGUGAUAGCGACACAAGGAGGACAGACUUAUUUACUACAGAGUUUGCGACCAUAGCCGUGGGUCUUAGAGCAACAAUAACAGUGACACAUCCUCUGUAUCGUUCUCUGGUUUGUAACAAAUAUAAUUGUUACAAACCCGAUUUUGAAUUAUUUCUCCAUUUUCUCCUUGUAAACACCUUUUUGAGCAAUGAAAAAUUUCUUUGAGUGUGUUUUCACC
This is a messenger RNA of Papaver somniferum (opium poppy), 2397 nucleotides long. RefSeq lists its product as uncharacterized. The record is from RefSeq and is a predicted model, not a curated record. The coding region runs from base 498 to 1172 and encodes 224 amino acids. The transcript is spliced from 2 exons. Lineage: Eukaryota; Viridiplantae; Streptophyta; Magnoliopsida; Ranunculales; Papaveraceae.